ACUUAGCUCCUCCUUUCUAAAGGCAUACCGGUAGUUCCUAGAUAAUAAAACAACAACUCUGUCUACUGCAUGUAAAAAAAGAACCACUAAUCUCAGUGUUUAUAUAACUGUAAUCCUAAAAAAAACCCUUUUGGAAAUAUGUCGGUCACCCCAGAUUUGAUUCGUGAAAAACUGAUAUCGGAGAUCGGUGCGAUACACGUGGAUGUAGAAGAUACGUCUCCUAAUAGAUGUGCAGCCAGUUUUAAAGUUCUUGUAGUAUCUCCUCAGUUUGAAGGGAAACCGUUGUUGCAAAGACACAGGAUGGUGAAUAAUUGCCUCGCUGAGGAACUGAAAGAGAUCCAUGCGUUUGAGCAGAAAACAUUGACACCAGAACAGUGGGAGAAACAGAAAGCACAAUGACGCAUACACACACACACACACACACACACACACACACACACACACACACACACACACACACAGACAGACUAUUCCUUUAUGCAGACAUCAAAUAAAACGGCAGUAUAUCUUGCUAUUUGUUGAUAUUGUCAUCUUUCCUUCCAAAGUAUGACAAUGCCAAUGUAAUGUAAAUCACCUGUAAAGCAUCCUGUGCAAAUUAUUACAAAUCACAAGCUGCAUUAUGUGCUAUAUAAGGGAUCUUUGAAAUUGUAGUAUGCUGACAAUAAAGAACAUUUCUGGACUGAA
Puntigrus tetrazona (Sumatra barb) is the source of this 684-nucleotide messenger RNA. RefSeq lists its product as uncharacterized. NCBI's taxonomy places the organism in Eukaryota, Metazoa, Chordata, Actinopteri, Cypriniformes, Cyprinidae. The coding region runs from base 139 to 399 and encodes 86 amino acids. Gene Ontology annotation, molecular function: 2 iron, 2 sulfur cluster binding. Gene Ontology annotation, biological process: intracellular iron ion homeostasis. Gene Ontology annotation, cellular component: cytosol; nucleus. The transcript is spliced from 3 exons. The record is from RefSeq and is a predicted model, not a curated record.